Messenger RNA from Canis lupus familiaris (dog), 4972 nucleotides. RefSeq names its product von Willebrand factor A domain containing 2 (gene VWA2). Gene Ontology annotation, molecular function: calcium ion binding. Gene Ontology annotation, cellular component: basement membrane. NCBI's taxonomy places the organism in Eukaryota, Metazoa, Chordata, Mammalia, Carnivora, Canidae. The record is from RefSeq and is a predicted model, not a curated record. Bases 125 to 2491 code for a protein of 788 amino acids. Gene Ontology annotation, biological process: calcium-independent cell-matrix adhesion. The transcript has 14 exons.
AAGCGAUGCCAAAGCCAACAUUUUCGCACGGAUCUGAGCAAUAAAUCCUGCGGAGUCGACAGGGGUGCCAGCGUUCCCCGCUCCCCCGCUCAGAGGCCGGAGACCCGCGCGCAGUUGUACCAACAUGCCCUCUGUCCCAUGGCUGGAAGUUCUCUUCGUUUUCCUGUUUUCUGGAGUACGCCCAUCUCAUCCUCUUCAGGAAGUCCACGUAAGCAGGGAGACCAUUGGGAAGAUUUCAGCUGCCAGCAAAAUGAUGCAGUGCUCAGCUGCAGUGGACAUCCUGUUUCUGAUAGACGGCUCACACAGUGUCGGGAAGGGGAGCUUUGAAAGGUCUAAGCACUUUGCCAUCAUGGUCUGUGACGCUCUGGACAUCAACCCUGAGAGGGUCAGAGUGGGGGCAAUCCAGUUCAGUUCUGCUCCGCAUCUGGAAUUCCCCUUGGAUUCAUUUUCAUCCCAACAGGAAGUGAAGGCAAAAAUCAAGAGGAUGGUUUUCAAAGGAGGGCGCACAGAGACAGGCCUUGCUCUGAAAUACCUUCUGCGCAGAGGGUUCCCUGGAGGGAGAAAUGCCUCUGUGCCCCAGAUCCUCAUCGUCAUCACUGAUGGGAGGUCCCAAGGGCAUGUGGCAGUGCCCACCAAGCAGCUGAAGGAAAGAGGCGUCACCAUAUUUGCUGUCGGGGUCCGGUUUCCAAGAUGGGAGGAGCUGCACAGACUAGCCAGCGAGCCAAGGGAACAGCAUGUGCUGAUGGCUGAACAGGUGGAGGAUGCUACCAAUGGUCUUUUAAGCACCCUCAGCAAGUCUGCUGUCUGCACCGUUGCCUCUCCAGACUGCAAGGUCCAGCCUCACCCCUGUGAGCGCAAGACGCUGGAGACGGUCAGGGAGCUUGUCGGCAGUGUCCUGUGCUGGAGAGGAUCGCGGCGGAGUGAUGCCGUGCUGGCGGCACUCUGUCCCUUCUCCAGCUGGAAGAGAGUGUUCAUAACCCACCCUGCCACUUGCUACAGGACCACCUGCCCAGACCCUUGUGACUCACAGCCCUGUCAGAAUGGAGGCACAUGUGUUCCAGAAGGACUGGACAGGUACCACUGCCUCUGUCCACCAGCCUUCGGAGUGGGGGCUAACUGCGCAGCCCCGAAGCUGAGCGUGGAAUGCAGGAUCGACGUCCUCUUCCUGCUGGCCAGCUCAGCGGGCACCACCCCCGAGGGCUUCCUGCGGGCCAAGGCCUUCGUGAAGCGGUUUGUGCAGGCGUCGCUGAGCGAGGACUCCCGGGCCCGCGUGGGGGUGGCCCGGUACAGCGGGGAGCUGGCGGUGGCCGUGCCCGUGGGCGAGUACCAGGACGUGCCGGACCUGCUCAGGAGCCUCGACGGCGUUCCGUUCAGCGGCGGCGCCACCCUGACCGGCAGCGCCUUGCGGCGGGCGGCCGAGCUCGGCUUUGGGAGCGCCGCCAGGACGGGCCAGGACCGUCCCCGCAGAGUGCUGGUCCUGCUCACGGAGUCACCCUCCCAGGACGAGGUGGCCGGCCCCGCGCGCCACGCCAGGGCCCGGGAGCUGCUCCUGCUGGCCGUGGGCACCGAGGCCGUGCGCGCAGAGCUAGAGGAGCUCACAGGCAGCCCGGAGCGCGUCCUGGUCUACGCUGGCCCGCAGGACCUGUUCCGCCGAGUCCCUGAGCUGCGGGAGAAGCUGUGCAGCAGGCCGCAGCCAGGCUGCCGGACACAGUCGCUGGACCUUCUCUUCAUGUUGGAUGCCUCAGCCUCAGUGGGACCCGAGAACUUCGCCCAGAUGCAGAGCUUUGUGAGAAGCUGCAUGCUCCAGUUUGAGGUGAACCCAGAUGUGACGCAGGUCGGCCUGGUGGUGUACGGCAGCCAGGUCCAGACAGCCUUCGGGCUGGACGCCCAUCUCACCCGUGCGGCGGUGCUGCGGGCCAUGAGCCAGGCCCCCUACCUGGGCGGGGCAGGCUCUGCAGGCACAGCCUUGCUGCACGUCUACGACAAAGUGAUGACCGUCCAGAGGGGCGCCCGGCCUGGCGUCCCCAAGGCUGUGGUGGUGCUCACAGGUGGGAUGGGCACGGAGGAUGCAGCUGUCCCUGUCCAGAAGCUGAGGAACAAUGGCAUCUCUGUGCUGGUGGUGGGCGUGGGGCCUGUCCUGAGGGAGGCACUGCGGAGGCUCGCAGGUCCCCGGGAUGCCCUGAUCCACGUAGCCACCUACGCAGACCUGAGGUACCACCAGGAUACACUCAUCCACUGGAUAUGUGGAGAAGCCAAGCGGCCAGUCAGCCUAUGCAAACCCAGCCCGUGCCUGCAUGAGGGCACCUGCGUCCUACAGAACGGAAGCUACCGCUGCGAGUGCCAGGAUGGCUGGCAGGGCCCCCACUGUGGGAACCGGUCCUUGAGAGGAGACGCCCCCAAGGCACGCGGCUCCCGCCGAGAACCCUGCAGGAGGGCAGUAGCCCUACCCUUCCUCGGCAACUGCCCAGAAGGCCUUGGUGCCCGACCCUGAGAGCACGCCUGCCCUGUCCUGUCCUGUCUCCCCGGGUCCUCUGAGCGUCUGCCUCUAGCUCUGUGCGGAACCCUCCUGCCCACUCCCUCAGUCACAGAGAAGAGCUGUCCCUACUGCAGACCACACUGCUUGGGGACACAGUAGCAGCUGAUCCCACUACUAAUGCAGAUGUUGAAAAGUCGUGAUGCGUAAGUAAAUACCUACUUUCUGUACCUGGACCAUGCCCUGGUGAGCUUGUUUCCUCUGCCAACUUCCCCUGAGGAGAAGCUAAAGGAGCUUGGAGACUUUUGAUGGCCUGUUUGAAAGCUCGCUUUGCAAAAAAAAAAAAAAAAAAGAAAAAAGAAAGCUCGCUUUGCACAUAACAAAUGCUAAAUAGAACGCUGUUGGGAUGGUAAUGCUCAGGAGGAGGCAUGGACUAGAGUGUCAUUUGGACCACUGAAGCCAUAGCAUUUCAAGAUUGGAAAACUGUGGACCUUUUCAUAUGUCUUUUCCCAAAGAUAUCCAAGUGGAUUUGCUUUUAGUUUGAGAAGGGACUUGAGUGGCAUUUGUGACUUUUGGUGACUGUGACAAAGACCUAGAAAAACUCUGGACUGGAAUAUGACCACUAACUUGUUUGACUACGGGGAAGGGGCUGAGCAUGCAAAUCGUCCUGGUCUCCAGGGGCCAGAUGACAUUGGCCUGUGUCCUGGGCUACAUUCCCUUGGAAGGACUUGCUUGAGGGAUUACUGAGGGGGGCUCAUUGUGGGGUGCUUAUUGCUUGUCCUCAAGGAUUGAAUUUUUAGUAGCACAAGGAGUGGAAUUCUUAAACUCCGCAAAUAAGGCAUAAAGAAACUUUAGAGGGUAUUGGCUUUUUGAAGCAUCGAUCUUCUGUUGUCUAGGUGAUUUUGCUUUUCAUGUCUGGUUUUGAAAGGAAUACUUUAAGAAAUGCUGUUGGUUAUUUCACAGGACCCCGUGUGGCAAGAAGGCUCAGUUGGGACAUUUUUCUGGCAAACUAGGAACUCACCCAAGCAGUUUUUAGGGAACACUUCUUCCCCUUGUUUGGAUUUGGGUUUUCAGUAGAAACCUUUGUAGAGCUGUGUCCUAAAUCCAGACACUUUAUCCUGACUCUUCUUUUUAAUGGAAAUAACGUAAAGGUUUUUACAUGCAAAUAUUCAAGGCUACUUUGAUUUAAAGUACUGGAAGAGGUCAUCCAGAGGCUGCUGUUAGAUAUUACAAAGGAAAGGUCCAGCAGUACUAAGUGUAGUUAUGACAGUCAUUGGUGUUCAAGGAAUAUUUUCACUCCCAUGAUUACCUAGAACAUGCCAGAAGGUGACAUCAGAGCACGGUCACAUGUCCACCUGGCAGGUGCUGAGAGGUGAUGUCAAAGAACUUACAUGAACCCACUGUCUUUAAAUUAACAGCAAUUUCAUCAUUUUAUAGUGUAGGCUCUUUGACUUGGUCAGGGCUCCAUUUGAAUUGCUUCAACCUAAAAAAACACACCACAGAAUGGUGGGCUCUGGGCAUACACGUGAAAGGCUCUAUUUUUAGGUCUCAGCCCUCGAGCCAUUUUUUUUUUUUUUUGGACCUUUUCUAUGGAAGGUGCCACUGAAUACUUCAACCCUCUCUGUACCCCAGUAGUGAUACAGGUAAUUCCUUUCUUUUUAAAGAAACUGACCUUUAAUUCCACAAGUAACAUACAAAUUUGUUCUUGGAAAAAUUAAACUGCAGAUAGGACAUCAAUCUUUUAUGUUCUGAAUGGCCCUGAUUCCAACCAACUUGCUGGAUGCUCUAGUCCUAAUAGUUAAUUCUCUUUUAUAGAAAGAUAUUUAUAAAUAAUGAGACUCCUCUCUUCCUUUUGAUGUUUAUACCAGGAACUUCUCUUGUCAGCUUGCAUUGUCUAGGACCUAGGAAUAAUGUUUUAAAAAGUAGUGGUAUCUGUUUCUGGAACUGAAGGGAUCUUCCAUCAUUCUAUGUUAUUUUCUGUGGAUUACUUUGUUAGGAGUACUUUAUUAUUAGAAAUACUUUAUUUCUCUUCCUGGAUUGCUCAGAGCGUUUAUUAGGAGUGUUGAGAUUUAUGGUAUGCUUUGUCCACUUCCUUUGAGAUGGUGUUGAGAUGAUGUUUUUAACAUUUAAUCAUCUGUUCAUAUCAUAAAUGGCACAUUAGUAUAUUUUUAAUUGUUGAACCACCUUUGCUUCCUUGGAGAAAUAUGAUCUGGUCAUGAUGUGAUUCUUUAAACACUGUUGAAUUUCAUUCAACAAUAUUAAGGUUUCUCAUCUUUGUCCAGAAAAUCCGAAGAUCUGGUUUUCUUCUGUGAUUUGUGUUAGCAUUGUUCUGAUACCAAAUGGCUAACUUUAUAAAAUGGAAAAUACUUAUUCCUCAAAUGUAAGGCCUUUUUUUCAAUUCUGGGAUUUAAUUUUGCCUUAGCUUGUCUCUUUAUUGUAUUAGUCAUUUCAAUGAGCCAGAUUUCAUCCUUUUUUAAAAUAAACACAUUCAUGCAUGGA